AUGCAGACGCGGCUCUCGAGUUCGUUCGCCGCGGUCCGGCCAGCGGGGCAUGACGCGGCCGCGAGCGCGCGUCUCGCGCGGUGGCCUAGCACAGGCAGGCAGGCCCUACGGCCCGCCGCACGCGCGGCCGCGGUCGUGAGGCCGGAGCUCGACGCAGCGAGGCGCUCAAUCCGCGUUUUCGCAAGCGAUUCGCGGGACGUUUCGGCGCAGAGCGCCAGCGCGGACCCCAAGCCGAGCACCCGGCCUGACCUCCCCAAGAACUUCGAACCAUCCCGGGAACAGGACCUCUACAGGUGGUGGGAGGAGAGCGGGAUGUUCCGGCCGGAGCAGGCCCCGGCGGCCCCCGACGCGGCGCCGUUCGUGGUGUCUAUGCCUCCGCCCAACGUCACCGGGAAGCUCCACAUGGGCCACGCGAUGUUCGUCACGCUCGAGGACGUCCUCGUCCGGUUUAACCGCAUGCGCGGCAAGCGCGCGCUCUGGGUCCCCGGCACGGACCACGCCGGUAUUGCCACGCAGAUGGUGGUGGAAAAGCUUCUGGCGCAGGAGGGCACGAGCCGGCGCGAGGUCGGGCGCGCCGCGUUCACGGAGCGCGUCUGGGACUGGCGCGGCGAGUACGGCGGCUUCAUCACGCAGCAGCUGCGCCGCCUGGGGGCGUCGUGCGACUGGUCGCGCGAGCGCUUCACGCUGGACGACGGCCUGAGCGCCGCCGUGGCGGAGGCGUUCGUGCGGCUGCACGACAAGGGCCUCGUGUACCGGGGCUCGUACAUGGUGAACUGGUCGCCGUCGCUCCAAACCGCUGUGUCUGACAUAGAGGUGGAGUUCUCCGAGGAGGCCGGGAAGUUAUACUUCUUCAAGUACCCCGUCGAGGGCGGCGAGGACGGGGAGGAGGAGUUCCUGCCCGUGGCGACGACGCGCCCGGAGACGAUCCUCGGCGACACGGCCGUGGCGGUGAACCCGAACGACGAGCGGUAUAAGCACUUGGUCGGGCGGAGGUGCGUGGUGCCGAUGACGGACCGGACGGUGCCGAUCAUCGCGGACGAGUACGUCGACAUGGAGUUCGGGACGGGCGCGCUGAAGAUCACGCCGGGGCACGACCCGAACGACUACGAGAUCGGGCAGCGGUUCGAUCUUGAAAUCAUAUCCAUCAUGAACAAGGACGCCUCGAUGAACGAGAACGCGGGGAGCUACGCCGGCCUCGACCGCUUCGAGUGCCGCAAGGCCCUCUGGGCCGACAUGGAGUCGACCGGCCUCGCCAUCCGCGUCGAGGACUACGAGAUGCGCGUCCCGCGCUCCCAGCGCGGCGGCGAGGUCAUCGAGCCGAUGGUUUCGGAGCAGUGGUUCGUCAAGAUGGAGCCGCUCGCGAAGCCGGCGCUCGCGGCGGUGCGGAGCGGCGACAUCCGGAUCGUGCCGGACCGGUUCGAGAAGACCUACACUGGCUGGUUGGACGGAAUCAAGGACUGGUGUGUCUCGCGGCAACUCUGGUGGGGCCACCGGAUCCCGGUGUGGUACGUGCACGCGGACGAGGACGCCGCGGCGGCGGCGCGCGCGGGCCCCGCGGAGGGCCGGUCCGGGGAGUACGUGGUCGCGCGGGACGAGGAGGAGGCGUACGACAAGGCGCGGGCGGCGCACGGCGACGGCGUGGCGCUGGUGCAGGAGCCCGACGUGCUGGACACGUGGUUCUCGUCGGCGCUGUGGCCAUUCUCGACGCUCGGGUGGCCCGCGAAGACCGAGGACCUCGAGCGGUACUACCCGACGCAGGUGAUGGAGACGGGGCACGACAUAUUGUUUUUCUGGGUCGCGCGGAUGAUCAUGAUGGGCAUCGAGCUGACGGGGCAGUCGCCGUUCCACACGGUGUUCCUGCACGGCCUGGUGCGCGACGAGAAGGGCCGCAAGAUGUCCAAGUCGCUCGGAAACGUCGUGGAUCCCGUGGACACCAUCGAGACGUACGGGACGGACUCGCUGCGGUUCACGCUCGCGACGGGGACGACGCCCGGGCAGGACAUCAACCUCUCGAUGGACCGCGUCACCGCGAACCGCAACUUCACCAACAAGAUCUGGAACGCGGGCAAGUUCAUCUUGUUCAACCUGAGUCAGGAAGACAAGGUCUCGGACGCGGACUACGAGGCCCUGCGCGGCGCGACGGUCACCGACCCGGCCGAGAUCGCCGCGCUCCCGCUCACCGAGCGCUGGAUCGUCUCGGCCACGCACCGCUGCGUCGACCGCGUCACCGCGCUCCUGGAGAAGCUCGACAUGGGCGAGGCCGGGCGGCAGCUCUACGACUUCUUCUGGGGCGAGUUCGCGGACUGGUACAUCGAGGGCAGCAAGACGCGGCUGUACUCGGACGACCACGCCACCGCGCAGGAGACGCGCAAGGUCCUAGUGUACGUUUACGACACGCUGCUCCGCCUCCUGCACCCGAUGAUGCCGUUCUGCACCGAGGACCUGUGGCAGGCGAUCCCGCACCGCGGCGAGGCGCUGAUCGCCGCGGAGUGGCCGGAGCCCGGCCGGUACGUCGACGAGGGCGCGAUUGCGAGUUUCGAGGCUCUGCAGGCCACGGUCCGCGCGAUCCGCAACUGCCGCGCCGAGUACGGCGUGGAGAUCUCGAAGAAGAUCGCCGCGACGCUGGUCGUGGAGGACGAGGCGCUGCGCGCGGAGAUGGCCUCGGAGGUGCGGGCGAUCGCCGCGCUGGCGAAGCUGGAGGAGGCGUCUGUGGAGGUGGUGGGCGCCGCGGGGGAGGCGGCGGUGGGGAACGGGGGGGAGUCGGUGACGCUGGUGGUGCGGGACGGCGUGGAGGUGCUGGUGCCGCUGGCGGGGCUGUUUGACGCGAAGAAGGAGAUGGCGCGGCUUGAGAAACAAAAGAGCAAGAUUGAAAAGGAGCUGGGGUCUCUCAAGGGGCGGCUGGGGAACAAGGGGUUCGUGGAGAAGGCGCCGGAGAGCGUGGUGAACGAGGUGAAGGCGCAGGCGGCGGAGCUCGAGGAGCAGCUCGCGGCCGUGCAGGAGAAGAUGGACAAGGUGGCAGCCAUGGCAGGGUGA
This is a messenger RNA of Pedinophyceae sp. YPF-701, 3033 nucleotides long. The record is from the annotation of a GenBank genome assembly. Lineage: Eukaryota; Viridiplantae; Chlorophyta; Pedinophyceae.